Messenger RNA from Talpa occidentalis (Iberian mole), 5129 nucleotides. RefSeq names its product tight junction protein 2 (gene TJP2). NCBI's taxonomy places the organism in Eukaryota, Metazoa, Chordata, Mammalia, Eulipotyphla, Talpidae. The record is from RefSeq and is a predicted model, not a curated record. Gene Ontology annotation, biological process: cell-cell adhesion; positive regulation of blood-brain barrier permeability; protein localization to cell-cell junction. The coding region runs from base 286 to 3816 and encodes 1176 amino acids. Gene Ontology annotation, cellular component: bicellular tight junction; plasma membrane. The transcript has 23 exons. Gene Ontology annotation, molecular function: cell adhesion molecule binding.
AUACAAACAUUUAAUUCUCUAGUUUCCUCCCACAGGGAAGAGGGAGGAACAGAAAGCUCUUAAAGUAGUACAAACCCAGACUGCUUUUCUCCCCCUCACAAGUGGUUCUUUUCAAAGGGUUUGGCGUGCCUGCUGUAUGGAUGUGUCUCUGUGUGAGAUGACAACAGGAUUUGCUGGGAAUGUGGGCCACUAUUGUAUCUGCCUUACGUAACCACGUGGAGUGAUGGCAGUGGGUGACCGGCCUGGGAUGUAGGCAGGGGCCUGGCUGAUUAAUCUCCAGAGGCCAUGAAGACUGCCCAGGCCCUGCAGAGGAUAUGGAUCCAGGCUGUUAAAAAGUUGGGGCUAUGGAAAGACCAUGCCCCAGGCAUGGAAGAACUGAUAUGGGAGCAGUACACUGUGACCAUACAAAGGCAUCCUGAAAGAGGAUUUGGAAUUGCAGUAUCCGGAGGCAGAGACAACCCCCACUUUGAAAAUGGAGAAACGUCAAUCGUCAUUUCUGAUGUGCUCCAGGGCGGGCCUGCUGAUGGGCUGCUUCAAGAAAAUGACAGGGUGGUCAUGGUUAACGGCACCUCCAUGGAAAAUGUGCUCCAUUCAUUUGCAGUUCAGCAGCUGAGAAAUACUGGGAAGAUUGCUGCUAUUGUGGUCAAGAGGCCCCGGAAGGUCCAGCUGGCCCCGCCGCAGGGCAGCCCUCGGGUGGGUGAGGAUGACCGGGGUUUUGAGGUGAUGGAUGAGUUUGAUGGCAGAAGUGCGCACAGCGGAUACAGCGAGAGGAGCCGGCGCAGCAGCCACGGUGAGCGCAGCCGCAGCUGGGACGAGAGCCCCGAGAGGGUGAGGUCCAGGCCGGGACCCUCCAAUAGCCGCGGCCGGAGCCUGGAGCGGGGCCUGGACCACGAUGACUACCGAGAGCGUAGUCGCGGCCGGAGCCUGGAGCGGGGCCUGGACCACGAUGACUAUGGGCGAGCCCGCGAGCGGAGCCGCGGCCGGAGCAUCGACUAUGACCCGGCUUAUGACCGGGUCUACAGCCCAGAGGUGGAGUAUGGCCGUAGGGCCCAGCACCAUACCCGGUACGAGGUGUCCCGGAGCCGCAGUCAUGAGCACCUCCACUCCCGCAGCCCCAGCCCCGAGCCGAGGGGCCGGCCAGGCCAGUCGGACCCAGACAGGCCCAUCGGCGUUCUUCUGAUGAAGAGCAAAGCAAAUGAAGAGUAUGGCCUCAGGCUUGGGAGUCAGAUCUUCAUAAAGGAAAUGACCAGAACAGGUCUGGCAACUAAAGAUGGCAACUUGCACGAAGGGGACAUCAUUCUCAAGAUAAAUGGAACUGUAACUGAGAAUAUGUCUUUAACGGAUGCUCGAAAACUGAUAGAAAAGUCAAGGGGAAAACUCCAGCUAGUGGUGUUGAGAGAUAGCAAGCAGACACUGAUCAACAUCCCAUCGCUGAAUGACAGUGACUCCGAAAUAGAAGAUGUCUCAGAAAUAGAGUCAAACCGAUCGUUUUCUCCAGAGGAGAGACAGCAGCAGCAUUCCGAUUAUGAUUAUCAUUCUUCAAAUGAAAAGCUGAAGGAAAGGCCAAAUUCAAGAGAGGACAGAUGGUCCAGGAUGGGCGCCACUCCUACUCCAUUCAAGUCCACUGGGGACAUUGCUACUGCGGUUGGCGUUGGCACUGAGAUCAGCAAGGAACCCCGACACCAAGAGGAACCCCCAGCUUCUCAACCAAAGGCAGCCCCAAGAACUUUUCUUCGUCCUAGUGCUGAAGAUGAAGCCAUUUAUGGCCCCAAUACCAAAAUGGUGAAAUUCAAGAAGGGAGACAGCGUGGGCCUCCGCUUGGCUGGUGGCAAUGAUGUGGGCAUAUUUGUGGCUGGCAUUCAAGAGGGAACCUCAGCCGAGCAAGAGGGCCUUCAAGAAGGGGACCAGAUUCUGAAGGUAAACACACAGGACUUCAGAGGGCUGGUUCGGGAAGAUGCUGUUCUCUACCUGUUAGAAAUUCCAAAAGGUGAAAUGGUGACCAUAUUAGCUCAGAGCCGAGCUGAUGUGUAUAGAGACAUACUGGCUUGUGGAAGAGGGGAUUCAUUUUUCAUACGAAGCCACUUUGAAUGUGAGAAGGAAACCGCACAGAGCCUGGCCUUCACCAGGGGGGAGGUUUUCCGAGUGGUAGAUACACUGUACGAUGGCAAGCUGGGCCACUGGCUGGCCGUGAGGAUCGGAAACGAAUUGGAAAAAGGCUUAAUCCCCAACAAAAGCAGAGCUGAGCAAAUGGCCAGUGUUCAGAAUGCUCAGCGGGACAAUGCUGGGGACAGGGCAGAUUUCUGGAGAAUGAGAGGCCAGAGAUCUGGUGUGAAGAAGAACUUAAGGAAGAGUCGGGAAGACCUGACGGCUGUCGUGUCUGUCAGCACCAAGUUCCCAGCGUAUGAGAGGGUUUUGCUGCGAGAAGCUGGUUUCAAGAGACCUGUGGUCUUGUUUGGCCCCAUAGCUGAUAUAGCACUGGAGAAGCUGGCAAAUGAUUUACCUGACCUGUUCCAAGCUGCUAAAACAGAACCGAAAGACGCGGGAUCUGAGAAAUCCAGUGGGGUGGUGCGUUUAAAUACCGUGAGGCAAAUUAUUGAACAGAAUAAGCAUGCGCUAUUGGAUGUGACUCCAAAAGCAGUGGACCUGUUGAACUACACUCAGUGGUUCCCGAUUGUUAUUUUUUUCAACCCAGACUCUAGACAAGGUGUCAAAGUCAUGAGACAGAGGUUGAAUCCAACAUCCAACAAAAGUUCUCGGAAGUUAUAUGAUCAAGCUAACAAGCUUAAAAAAACUUGUGCACACCUUUUUACAGCUACAAUCAACUUAAAUUCAGCCAAUGAUAGUUGGUUUGGCAGCUUAAAGGACACGAUUCAUCAUCAGCAGGGAGAAACAGUUUGGGUCUCUGAAGGAAAGAUGGAAGGGCUGGAUGAUGAUCCCGAAGACCGCAUGUCCUGCUUAACUGCCAUGGGCGCGGAUUAUCUGAGUUGUGACAGCCGCAUCACCAGUGACUUUGAAGACACCGACGGUGAAGGAGGCGCCUACACUGACAAUGAGCUGGAUGAGCCAGCUGAGGAGCCACUGGUGUCUUCCAUCACCCGCUCCUCGGAGCCGGUGCAGCAUGAGGAGAGCAUAAGGAAACCCAGCCCAGAGCCACGAGCUCAGCUGAGGAGGGCUGCUAGCAGAGAUCAACUUAGGGACAAUAGCCCGCCCCCCGCAUUCAAGCCAGAGCCGCCCAAGGCCAGAACCCAAAGCAGAGAAGAAUCCCUUGACUUCUCCAAACCCCAGGAACACAAGUCAAACCCCUCAGUCGUUGCUGGCAAUGAUAUUCCCGGGGCAUCUAUGAAAGGUUAUCCCCCUCCUGUGGCAGCAAAACCUUCCUUGGGGAAGUCGAUUCUGAAACCGUCCACUCCCGUCCCUCCAGAGAGCGAGGAGGUGGGAGAGGGCAGCGAGGAACAAGACAACACUCCCAAGUCUGUCCUGGGCAAAGUGAAAAUAUUUGAGAAGAUGGAUCACAAGGCCAGAUUACAGAGAAUGCACGAACUCCAAGAAGCACAGAAUGCAAGGAUCGAAAUUGCUCAGAAGCAUCCUGACAUCUAUGCAGUUCCAGUCAAAACACCUAAGCCUGAACCUGGCUCACCCCAGUACACAAGUUCCAGAGCCCCUGAGCCACAGAAAGUUCCUUCCAGACUCUAUCAGGAUCCUAGGGGAAGUUUUGGCAGUGAUGCCGAGGAAGAAGAGUACCGCCAGCAGCUGUCAGAGCACUCGAAGCGCGGCUAUUACAGCCAGCCCUCCCGCUACCGGGACACAGAGCUAUAGGUGCUGAGAAUGGAACCCCGAGCGCUGCUGCCCCUACACUCAGCACUCCUGCUGAGCCACGGAAAGUUCUUUCCAGUUAAAAUGCACCGAAGUGGGACCUGAGCCCAGUUUCCUUGUGGGGUGGGGAGGCGAGGGGACAGCUACUGCAAAUGAAGAACUGAAGGCUCUGUGUAUGGGCCCGGGUCUAGGGAGUUUAUGGCUUUUUGCUCAGAAUUAAGAGAAACACUACACAGUCUGAUACUGUUACCUGCUUCAGUGGACCAAAAUCUGUAUUAAUUUUGUUUGUGUAUUUUUAACAUGUAAAUUAAGAAGUGAUAACUAUUUUUCCUCAUUAAUAGCUGCCUUUGUGGACUGUUUCAAUGUGAAAAAGAAUAAAAAUACUGUCAGAUGCAAACUAAAUUCAAAGAAGUAUUUUAUUACAACUCUAAGUGCCUUUGAUGAGAAGUGUCUUAAGUGUUUUUCCUCUGAAGCUUUAUGCAAAGCCAUAAUGGACUAAAACAUUUUGACUCAAUUUUUAUAUGCUAAGGUUUUCUCUGCACUGUGUCAUCUUUUGAAGGAAUUUGUCUUUGUAAUAUUUUCAUAAAAUCUGACUGUAGAUAUAAUAGCUAUACUUGGUAGUUUGUCUACCAGUGCUAAAUCGCUUGAAGACCCAGAAGUUGGUAUAGAAAUUUUUUUCGUUUAAAACCCACAUACUCCACAAAAACAGAUAAUCAAGAAAAAACACAUUUUAUUUCCAAAAGUGUGUGUAUUGCCAACAGUUAUAUAAUUUAAUAAAAAGGAGGACAUUGCAAUCAAUAACUUGCUUUGGGGUGAAUUUCUUCUUCACUUCUGUUUUAAAUGCAACUUUUAUUUCAGUUACUGAUCAUGAAAGUGAGAACAUUGGAAAAUGAAGACAUGAAAAACAAAAAUUACUCAUAAUCCUGUCUCAGAUCAUUUUGGUGUAUUUCCUCCAUUUAUGUGUUUGUUGGUAGUAUAUGUAUGUUUUCAAUGGAGGGGGCUACUGUGCUUGGAGCUUAGUUUCUACUUUUUCUAUUAAUAGUCUGUCACAAACAUUGCAGGUAGUUAAAAUGCACACACACACAUCAUUGCUGAUAACUUCAGAAUAAUAAAUCCUAUGACUGCUUCAUAAGUAGUCAGUUUUGCUGUUGUUGGCUAUUUGGACUGUUUCCAUCUUUUUGCCUCUUUUACAUGAAAUAUACUUCUUUGUACAUAAUCCAUUUUUUAAAUAUCAAUUGAUCAUCAUUUCAGUCCUUUUCUGUGGGCAGGUUAUUUUAAGUGUAAUUAUUCAAUAAAAGGGUAGGAACCUUUUUAAG